This is a messenger RNA of Fusarium verticillioides 7600, 4219 nucleotides long. RefSeq lists its product as hypothetical. The transcript is spliced from 3 exons. The coding region runs from base 1799 to 3472 and encodes 557 amino acids. Gene Ontology annotation, molecular function: zinc ion binding; RNA polymerase II cis-regulatory region sequence-specific DNA binding; DNA-binding transcription factor activity, RNA polymerase II-specific. Gene Ontology annotation, biological process: positive regulation of transcription by RNA polymerase II; negative regulation of transcription by RNA polymerase II. NCBI's taxonomy places the organism in Eukaryota, Fungi, Ascomycota, Sordariomycetes, Hypocreales, Nectriaceae. The record is from RefSeq and is a predicted model, not a curated record.
UUUUUGCCUUUGCACGUCACUCCCCUCCAACCUAAGGACGAAUUAGACUUUACUGCCACUGAGGGGUACGAGAAGGAGAGAACAGAGGGAACAAGAGUCAGCGAGUCUCUGCUGGGCCCCAUUUAGGCUCAUGCAAUGCAACGCCAGCUCCCGAGACCCGACAACCAGUCUCCAAUCCACCAUAACUAAUACCAAACAAUCUGAAGGGCAGAAGACAAGGCAAGGCAGAGCAAGGCAAGGCAAUCAAGAAAGCACAAGCCAGAUCCAAUUCCAAGACUAAGCCCCAGCCCCAUUGGAUACCUACCUUAGAUCAGGUCUUGUCUGAUCAUCAAUCGCAAUCACCUUACCUAAGGUACUCACUCUGCCCAACUUUCUCUGCCCUCUCUUUCUGGUCUGACCUGUGCCUCUCAAUCUCAAACCAGACGGAAUUGGUCGUCCAUCUGCUCUGUCAACAGUCCUCUCUGAGUUCCCUCUCUUACCCUUGACCUCUCUACCUUUUCCCUUGGAAGACCAUAACCCCCACCUUGUCCUCUCUUGGUCUCGGAUACCCUUCUCCCGGGGUCACCGUCCUUUCCUCCACCGCCAUCUGCCAUCUGCUGUCUCGUUGCCUCGCUGGUUAUCGAUCUACGGACGGUAUCCCACGCGCGCGUGCACACACACACACACACGCAAACAUACACCCUGGUCUUUGGUCUUGGCUCUGCUUGGUCACCAAUUCACCUUCCACUGUCCCAGCCUGGUGGUGCCGCAAGACUUGGGAGUCUUACGCCUCAACCCAUUGACGAAGCCCUCCCCUGUUAUUCGCCAAGCACCACAUUCAAUUAUACCUUGCCUAGGAACGAGACAAGGCGUGUUCCGUCCCCAUCCUCUUCUGUCAGUUUGUCCUGCACUUCGCUUUCGGCCGCCUUUUGUUGUCUUACCAACAACACCUGUCAUUGCGUAGUCACAGAUUCAUCACCCUUGCACAUAGUCUACGGUACUUUUCCUUUCCACCUUUUUGGUUUGGUUGAUAAUCUGUGUUAUCUCCUGUUCUUGGUUAUUCCCUUCGUCUUCUUUACUACACACUCCGCACAUCCUUGUCCUCUCCUCUCCUCCCCGCGGCUGUCAACUCCUCAACCUUCUUCUUUGGUCUUCUCGGCCUUGCAGUUGCGCCGGUCCCAAGUAUCUGGUCGCUGUCGCGUCACUCUCUGACACCUGUCGUCUGACCAAUACCUGGCUUCCCGUUCGAUCGGACUCGAUCCAACCUUCGAUUGGUCCUGUUUACUACUAGGUCAGCUGCCGACGCAUCUACAGUCCCUUUGUACCCUGGCGACUUGUUCGACUCGUCUGCCCACCAGCAAAACUGGCAACUUGACGAUACAUAUCGCCGGACUGCAGAUUGGGCUCUGAACUAGGUACUUCUUUCAUUCUGACUUACACCUCACAUCGAGCCAAGAAAGUAUUCCAUCUGUUUGGCUCGCUUCGGCGCCUGCGAACUCUUAGUUGCGGAACUCGGCCCCGGCCUCUCUCCGGAUUUGCCUCCUUACUCGGCCGGUUCGAAGCCACUUAUCAAUCCGCUGCACCCGAUUACGAGUCGAGUGAAGGACUUUCUUUUGUCAACCAAGUUUCAUUCUUACUUAUCCUCGACCUAUACGACAAUCAAAUCAACCUACCGACCCUCGAUAUCAACGCCAAUGAAUGCUAUAGACUUCGGUUUGUAACUGAUCCGUCGCAUUCCAACUCAGACUAUUGAAGUACACCCAUUCGCUUCAUCUGAACCAUUGCCGUCUUGUUUCCCUCGAUACUGUCAGCCCUACCUAUGGGCAUGAGCCAAGAAACCCAGGAAACGGCGCUGUAUAGCCAUCAGCGUGAGACGGCCUCAGCGCGAACUGCGCUGCCAUCACGACCAAUGUCCUCGAAACCAAGUGAUAGCCCGGCUGUUCCUUCUCAGGAGCGGACCAGACUCCCUACCGGCCAGGACAAUCGUGACCGCCAAAAUAGACUAAGUGGGAGUCCGUCUGGCCCUAAGACAAGCCCAGCUCCAGGAAAUAUGUCAAAGCAACAGAGUCCUGGGGCAGAGCAUGGUUCAAAAGCAAGUCCGCCACCUAGUGGUAGCCAAGGACAAGUUUGCAGUAACUGUGGAACCACCCGAACCCCUUUAUGGAGGAGAUCACCUCAAGGUGCUACGAUUUGCAACGCCUGUGGUCUCUAUCUGAAAGCCAGAAACGCCUCUCGCCCGACUAGUCUCAAGCGACCACCAAACGUUGUCCCUGCAGACCCUCCGCGAACUACCGCACCGAAGCCCUCUGCAGUCGCAGGUCCAAAACCUGCGUCGAAUGCGACCUACAUAUCGGCUGAUCAGACUGGAGGGACUUGUCCUGGAGGUGGACGUUGUAACGGAACGGGUGGUGCAGAGGGCUGCAAUGGAUGCCCUGCCUAUAACAAUCGUGUUUCGAAAAGUGCCAACCUAGGUGGAACGCAGAAACGACAGAGCUGCCAAAGUCGAAGUGAAAGUACCAAACCGGAACCGGUGCCUCUGGAUGUCAAUGCCUUGCAAAAUCAACAGAAUUCGAAUGCCACGGUUGUGAUUGCAUGCCAGAACUGUGGCACCACUAUUACGCCUCUCUGGAGGCGUGAUGAGAGUGGCCACACCAUCUGCAAUGCUUGUGGCCUAUAUUACAAGUUACAUGGUGUCCACCGACCGAUGACCAUGAAGAAAUCGACCAUCAAAAGACGAAAACGAAUUAUCCCAGCGUCGCAGGAUGAGGAGAUGGAAGAUGCAAUGGAGCCAGCUGAAAUGCAAGAUCAAUAUGUACAAAAUGCUGAGAAGGGGUCAAUGAAUGAGGAUGGAUCCGUCAAUCUGGGUCUUCGUCGCCGCCCAGACCAUCCGCUCACGAUCGAGCCUCAACCGGUCAUCCGACCUACAAGUAGAACAAUAUCGCCACUGCCUUCGACCUCGGAUCUAGCUGCGUAUCACCAGUCAAAUAACCCACGUCAGUAUACCGGAUCCCUGAACGACGAUAAUCGACUGGCCCCCAUGGCGUCUAUGUCAUCAAACAACGAUAGGAAAACGUCACUAUCCCCUGCCUCGUUUCUGUCGCCAACUCGAAAACGAUCCUUCUCUACCACGGAGAGUGAAGCAUUUGCCUCACAAGAAACAGGACAGGAGAGCUCGAAACGAAUCUCCUCGAUCAAUAUUAAAUCGAUACUAAAUCCAUCGACAUCAGCUACCACUCCCCCCAAUUUAGGAACAGGAAGUGACGACGGCGACUAUUGCUUACCUCCCAUACGAUCACCUGGUAGCACUAUAGCAUCAGCACCGAGCCCUAGCGCCUUUUCUAACCGGGAUAACACGCCAGGUGCUGGCCCGCGUGAUUUCGAUACUGAGAGGAUAAAGGCUGAGCGUCGAGCAGCCUUACAACGCGAAGCGGACAAGAUGCGAGAAAUGCUUGCCGCAAAAGAGAGAGAAUUACAAGAACUUGGACAUGAUUAAUGAGUAGGAUCCACGAUAGGACAUCAACGAUUUAUGAAGUGCCUCUUGGUCAGCAAGGUGUCACUGGACGCGAAAUUUUAGUGAAUGGAAGGCGAGUUAGGAACCGGCGCAUUUUGGAUUUCACAGCACACAAGGCCUUCUCGGAUGGGUUUCAGCUCAUGAAACUGGAGUUAUUGCUGUCAAGGAGCAUGGUGUUUGACAUACGUGUCUGGUCUGCUUUCUUUCUUCUCUUCUAAAAGCUAUUGAAAGGAUUAUACAGAACUACUAGCCUCGGCCAGCGAUACCACUCUAUCUCUCGAAAAGCACAUUGUUUACGCUACGGAAAAUGCACAUAUAGACAGGGUCAGGCUGUAUGCAUCGCAAGAUAGUUUACACGAGCCAGAAAAAGAGAAUGCGGUGUCGCGUUGAGCGACUGAGUUGACAACUUGAUCAAGUAUCAGCUUUGAGCCUACUUUCCGCUUCCUCUUUGAUUUAUUCAUUGUGAUAACGGCCUUUGUUGGAAAACAAGAUUUUUUUGAUAGAAUUGGCGUAGUGUCCCGAGACAAAAAGUCCAUUCUAUAGAUGGUUUGCGAAGGUGCUCGCACAGCAAAGCUACCGUUGUGUGGACAUCAUAGCGUGGCACAAGACCCCCUGCUCACUACCUACGUAGGUGCUCAAUGCGUACAUAGCCCAAGUUUGACAGGCCAUUGGGUAUAAGAGUAAGUUGCCAUGCAGGAAUGAAGUGAUCAGAAAACCCUAGAUGUCGCG